GGAGCAGGUUGGAGCCCUCAUAUCUCUCCUCUCUUUCCACCGUCUCUUUCGUACCGCAUUGCAACUCGUACCCGUACUGCUAUAAUACUGGAGUAUAUUACUUAGUCCUGCCGGGACUACACCUGAGCGUUCGUCCAUUAUGAGAUUCUUCUCGCAGUCUUUCUCGUAUGACGAACCCUGGUCUAUUGUCUCUUUGGCUUACUUCCUACGCUAUCCUAACCCCCAUGCCUCUCACAUCGUUUCCUGCGACGUCAUCUCGAGGGAGUUCACACCGUCUGGCUCCCUUGUUACCACUCGUUUGAUCCUGAAGAAAGGCUCGCUGCCUCGCUGGGCGCCUGAGGGUAUCAUACCUCGUUCUGAAGCAUGGGUCAUCGAGGAGAGCGAAGUCGAUCCUUACGGCCAGGUUCUGCGCUGCACGUCUAAGAACUUGGACCAUGUCAAGAUACUGUCCGCGCGCGAAUCAGUCAUCUUGAAGCCCAACCAGGACGGUAAAACCAUCCAGCGCACGGAUGUCAGCAUCGUCUCAGGAUUCGGCUGGGGUCUGACCCAGCGCAUCGAACAGUUUGGUCUGCAGAAAUUCAAGUCUAACCUCCAGAAGUCAAGAGAAGGCUUGAAGGCCAUAGUCGAGCUGACCCGGCAGUCACGCCAAGGGAUGACAAUGGGGCUCGCUGGUGGUGAUCAUGCUCAAGGCUCGUUUCGCGCCUCUGAAUCCCCGAAGGAGUACAGGGACCCGGCGGCUCCCCAGCCAUCCUCUGAGGCACCCCGCCAGGGGAUAGCAAACUCCGUCUGGAACCGAUUAUCGGCGUGGUCGCGACCUCGCUCUGCAUAGGACCGGACGGCCUUCGGGUCAUGAAACUUAAGUAUAAUACUGUACUGUACUAUAGGCUGUGGGAGUUAUGUGGUGUUUUAUCUUAUUCUUCCUUCGUGUGUUUUGUUCGGUCCUUCUCCCCACUAUCAUUGUAUCAUUAGCACCGCAAUCGCAAUUCUCGCUGUUCACCAGAUCUGGCAUGUCUUGUGCUGGGUACUGCAUGUCAUCUGAUUCUUAGUAGCACAGGCAAUAGUUAUUCUUGUCAAUGUGAUCAUCGCC
Gloeophyllum trabeum ATCC 11539 is the source of this 1087-nucleotide messenger RNA. Its product is annotated as MSF1-domain-containing protein. Gene Ontology annotation, molecular function: phosphatidic acid transfer activity. The coding region runs from base 140 to 829 and encodes 229 amino acids. Gene Ontology annotation, biological process: phospholipid transport. Gene Ontology annotation, cellular component: mitochondrial intermembrane space. Lineage: Eukaryota; Fungi; Basidiomycota; Agaricomycetes; Gloeophyllales; Gloeophyllaceae. The record is from RefSeq and is a predicted model, not a curated record. The transcript is spliced from 4 exons.